AUGACCCGUCCAAUCUAUGAACUUCUUGCGAAUGGCCAGAAAAUUAUCAUUCCCGGACGAAGAGGCUCGUACCUGAUUACUCAAUCCUUGAAGGAAAAUGUAUUCAAGGCUCACAUUGAUGGCACGUCCAUUCCGGUGAUGGUGAAAACUCCAGCGCAUCCUGUCUUGUAUGAGAGAGAAGCCAGCGUAUAUGAAUUCGACUGCAUCAAGCGAUCACCGUACAUUCGAUCGCAACGAGAAGUAACAGAAAACAACCAGUGCAUGGUUUUUGAAUGGAUGGGCUGUGACCUCUGGUCUUUAAGAAAUAAACAGCAAUCAUCGAAUUCUUUGUUUUUGAAAACCGUCGCAAGUUCUGUUCUUAACGCUCUAGUAGCAUUUCUAGACAUGGACGGAAAUGGUGCCGCUGUUCACACAGAUGUCAACCCAAACAACAUUCUUGUUUCCGAGGCCUCUAGUGCCUCUCCUUCGGUGAAGUUGGCAGAUCUUGAGGGGUUAAUACCUGCCGGAGAACACAGAGAGCAUCGUCUUCAGGGAUUUUCCAUACGAGCGCCCGAGAUAUGGAUGGGCCAUGCUCCUUCUUCAGCAUGUGAUGUGUGGUCUUUGGGCCUAGCGCAUUUUAUCUCUGGCAGGCCUCUAUUCGGUGUCGCGGAUGUCAAUUUUAAAGUCAGCUCUGUACCACUAGCCACGAGCCAGGCAGCAUGCAGCAUUGCAAAGAUCAUCCAACUCAUCGGAUCAAUUUCCCGGCAUGAGAGUCCGCAAUUUUCCAAGGAAUUCGACCUGGCAGAAAGGCUGGUGGAGCAAAAGACCCUUCCAAUGACACCACUGGAAGAAGAAUUAUGUAACCGGCAGGUCGAGCGAGGCGGCCAACAGCAAAGCAAGCACUGGAACACUCUUGGUUAA
Talaromyces rugulosus is the source of this 900-nucleotide messenger RNA. RefSeq lists its product as uncharacterized. Gene Ontology annotation, biological process: intracellular signal transduction; protein phosphorylation. Bases 1 to 900 code for a protein of 299 amino acids. NCBI's taxonomy places the organism in Eukaryota, Fungi, Ascomycota, Eurotiomycetes, Eurotiales, Trichocomaceae. The record is from RefSeq and is a predicted model, not a curated record. Gene Ontology annotation, molecular function: ATP binding; protein serine/threonine kinase activity. The transcript has 6 exons. Gene Ontology annotation, cellular component: nucleus; cytoplasm.